Messenger RNA from Physeter macrocephalus (sperm whale), 1740 nucleotides. It is a transcript of the gene CD96, whose product is annotated as CD96 molecule. The record is from RefSeq and is a predicted model, not a curated record. NCBI's taxonomy places the organism in Eukaryota, Metazoa, Chordata, Mammalia, Artiodactyla, Physeteridae. Gene Ontology annotation, biological process: inflammatory response; cell-matrix adhesion.
AUGGGGGAAACAUGGACAUACUGUGCUGUCUAUUCCAUCAUCCAGAUACAUUUUGUCAGGGGUAAGGCUUCUGAAACAUUCAAUGCAGAAGAAGACAUUUAUGCAUUACCUGGUUCUGAUGUCAACCUGACCUGCCAAACACAGAAGAAAGGCUUCUUGGUGUAGAUGCAGUGGUCCAAGGUCACUGACAAGUUGGACCUGAUUGCCCUUUAUCAUCCCCAACAUGGCUUUUACUGUGCCAAUGGGAGCCCCUGUGAGUCGCUGGUGGCUUUCAGAGAAGCUCCCAGGAAUGUGUCAAAGUGGACUCUGCACUUAAGGAACAUGUCCUCCUUGCUCACUGGGAAGUAUGAGUGUAGCUUCACUCUGUACCCAGAGGGCAUUCAGACGAAAAUCUACAACCUACAGAUUCAGACAAAUGUUACACAGGAUGAAUGGAGAAGCAACCAUACAAUAGAAAUAGAGAUAAAUCAGACUCUGGAAAUACCGUGCUUUCAAAAUAUCUCCUUAGAAAUUUCAUCUGAGCUCACCGUCGCGUGGUUGGUGGAGGAUAAUGGAACUCAGGAAACACUUCUCACCCAAUAUCACCCCAUCAGCAAUUCCACAUUAUUUAAAGACAGAGUCAAGCCAGAUACGGACUACAGCCUCUACCUCUCUCCAGUCCAAAUCCAGGAUGAUGGCUGGAAGUUCUCUUGCCAGGUUGUAGUCAGGUCUGGAAAAAUCUUCAGGCACUCCAGCACGGUCAGGGUUUUUGCUAAGCCAGAAAUCCCCACGAUUGUGGAAAAUAAUUCCAUGGGUGUCUUUGGAGAAAGAAUUUUUACCUGCUCACUGAGGAAUGUAUUUCCCACAGCAAAUCUUACAUGGUUUAUAGAGAGAAGCUUCCCUCAAGGUGAAAGAGAAGGUAAGGAAAUCAGUCAAUGGAAAAAUACACAUACUAAUGAAAAGAGAAAAGACAAAGGAGGAUUUGGGGAACUGAAGUCUGUUUUGACAAGUGUGUAGGAUAAUAAACCAGCCCAAUCAAACAACCUGACCAUCUGGUGUACGGCUCUGUCUCCAGUCCCUGGAAACAAAGUGUGGAAUAGCUCAUCCGAAAAGAUGACGUUUUCCUUGGGCUCAGCGAACCCUCCAACAGAUUCUCUGCUUGAUGCUACAGAAUCUACCCAUGGCACCCAGCCUUCUCCAGCCAACAGCAUAUCUCCUACAAGUUAUCCAGCUCCAUCUUCAACAGCCCUUGUAGAUGUGACUACAUCGACUCCAAACGUCACCCCUCCAAGUGCUCAAACCAGCAACUACGACCUGACUACCCGAGGCUUCAACUACUCCUGGACCUCCAAUGGGAAAGACGCCAAAUACUCAGCUUCAUGGAUGCCCAGUGAAACGUACAGUUCAUCCCCCUCAAGGGCAGGUUCAACACUUCAUGGUGACACCUUCACCAGCACAGCCAGAGCAUUUUCAGAAGUUCCCACAACUGCCAAUGGAUCUACUAAAAAUAAUCAUAUCCAUAUCACUGGCGAUAUUGUGGUUAAUCAGCCCAAAGAUGGAAUGUCCUGGCCAGUGAUUGUGGCAGCUUUGCUCUUUUCCUGCCUUGUAUUGUUUGGUCUUGGAGUGAGAAAACUGUGUCAAUACCAAAAAGAAAUCAUGGAAAGACCUCCGCCUUUCAAGCUGCCACCUCCCACCAAGUACACCUACAUUCAAGAGUCCAUUGGAGGUGAUCUGCCUUGUCAUGAGCUGGAGACACUCUAG